Quercus lobata is the source of this 1794-nucleotide messenger RNA. RefSeq names its product cytochrome P450 CYP736A12-like. The record is from RefSeq and is a predicted model, not a curated record. The coding region runs from base 45 to 1610 and encodes 521 amino acids. Lineage: Eukaryota; Viridiplantae; Streptophyta; Magnoliopsida; Fagales; Fagaceae. Gene Ontology annotation, molecular function: oxidoreductase activity, acting on paired donors, with incorporation or reduction of molecular oxygen; iron ion binding; monooxygenase activity. The transcript is spliced from 3 exons.
GUCAUCUUAUCACAGUUUGGAUUUUCCACUCUCAAAAAGUUUAUAUGCAAUCCCCAACCCCUUCCAAUCUCCAACAUUCUAGCCUUUCCUCAGCCAACUCAAUUUCCAAAAUGUCUCCACUAACACUAUCCAUUUUCCUGCUACUCCUUGGAUCCAUCAUCUGGACAUUCAUGCUCAAAAAAGGACGUAAACUAGUACUCCCACCGGGUCCUCGGUCUUUACCCAUUAUUGGUAAUUUUCACAUGUUGGGUAGCCUCCCACAUCGUGCCCUCGAAAACUUAGCCAAAAAAUACGGACCCAUCAUGUCAUUGCGGCUUGGCCAUGUCCCAACUAUUGUGGUCUCAUCUUCCCAAACUGCUGAGCUAUUUUUAAGGACCCAUGACGCCGUUUUUGCCAGCCGACCUAUAUUCCAAGCCUCCAAGAUCAUUGGAAUGUCCAAAGGUAUUGCUUUCUCGGAGUAUGGUCCAUAUUGGCGCAGCCUUAAGAAACUCGUUGCGUCGCAGCUUCUGAGUGCUUCAAAAAUAGAGUCAUUUGCACCUAUGAGGAAGGAGCUGGUAGGAUCAUUGGUACAGUCACUGAAAAAAACUGCGGUAGCACAUGAGGUUGUGGACCUUAGUGAGGUGGUGGGCAAACUCAUUGAGGAAUCAACACGUAGAAUGGUAUUUGGGCGAAGUCAUCAUGAUAGAUUCGACUUGAAGGAGCUUAUUGCGGAGACCUUGAACUUGAUGGGAGCUUUCAAUCUAGCAGAUUAUGUUCCUUACCUUGGGGCACUUGAUCUACAGGGAUUGACAUCGCGCAUUAAGAAACUUGGCAAGACUCUUGAUGUAGUAUUGGAGAACGUUAUCCAGGAGCAUGAACAAAUUCCUAGUGGUCCACAAAGUUGUGAAAAGGACUUUAUAGACAUGUUACUUUCUUUGAUGAAUCAACCCAUGAAUGCCCAUGAUGAGAAUUCAUGUAAAAUUGAUCGAAGAGUUAUCAAGGCUAUCAUUAUAGACAUGAUUACUGCUACAUAUGACACUUCAGCUAUUAGCAUUGAAUGGACCAUUUCUGAACUCUUGAGGCAUCCUCGGAUAAUGAAACAUGUACAGGAUGAGCUAGAACGUGUAAUUGGAAUGAAUAGGAUGGUGGAGGAAACAGAUUUAGCAAAUUUAACUUACUUGAGUAUGGUGAUUAAGGAAAGCUUCAGACUACAUUCUGUUGCACCAUUUCUAAUCCCACGUGAAUCAAUGGAGGACAUUGAGAUUAAUGGAUAUUACAUACCCAAGAAAUCACGAGUAGUGAUAAAUUCUUGGGCUAUUGGACGAGAUCCUUAUGUGUGGUCGGAUAAUGUGGAAGAAUUUUACCCUGAAAGGUUCAUAAAUAGUAAUAUAGACCUCAAGGGACGUGACUUCCAGCUUAUCCCAUUCGGAUCUGGUCGCAGAGGCUGCCCUGGAUUACAAUUAGGGCUUACGACCGUCACUUAUGUUCUCGCUCAGUUGCUGCAUUGUUUUGAUUGGGUGCUCCCUAAUGGCAUGUUGCCUAAUGACUUGGACAUGAGUGAGAAGUUUGGGCUAUCAAUGCCAAGAGCCAAGCACUUACUUGCGAUGCCAACCUAUCGCCUACUUGGUUAAACUUGUCAAAAGAAAAGGUUCCAUAAGAAGAGUUGAAGACAUUGCAACACCAACUAAAAUAUUAGCCUACCUUGUUUAUUGGAUUCAAAUGUACUGUGUCCUCCAAAAAAUAAAAUGUCAUAGUUCACAACUUGGAGACUUUUACUAAAUGUUUAAUAUAAUUCGUUAAGAUUUUUAGCGACAA